Molecule: messenger RNA, 303 nt
Organism: Nannochloropsis gaditana CCMP526
Product: cell division cycle protein 23
Exons: 3
Biological process (GO): cell division
Molecular function (GO): protein binding
Source: RefSeq, a predicted model, not a curated record
CUCACACACGCCUUUACUCCUUCCCUUGUUCGCAUCACUGCCCACAGGUAUUCCGACGUCCUCUACGUGAAGGAAAGCCGGGCGGAACUCUCUCAACUGGCCCAUAUAGCUGCGCGCAACGACAAAUAUCGACCUGAGACCUGUUGCAUCAUCGGCAACUACUACUCUUUAAAGGGUCAACAUGAGCGUGCUGUCUUAUACUUCCAAAGAGCCCUUAGACUGAACCGAAAGUUCCUGUUUGCCUGGCGUAUCGCCGGGCCGUGGACAUCAACCCCCGCGAUUAUCGGGCGUGGUACGGGCUAG